Messenger RNA from Neopsephotus bourkii (Bourke's parrot), 2798 nucleotides. It is a transcript of the gene ZNF488, whose product is annotated as zinc finger protein 488. The record is from RefSeq and is a predicted model, not a curated record. Bases 355 to 1965 code for a protein of 536 amino acids. NCBI's taxonomy places the organism in Eukaryota, Metazoa, Chordata, Aves, Psittaciformes, Psittacidae. Gene Ontology annotation, biological process: regulation of DNA-templated transcription. Gene Ontology annotation, molecular function: protein binding. Gene Ontology annotation, cellular component: nucleus. The transcript has 4 exons.
UCCGGCGGGGAAAUUCGGGUUUUCCGGGGAGCCGGCGAAGGCACGGGGGUGCCCCGCGGCGACUGGUGCUUAACCCCGACCCUUCAGCGCCCACUUCAGUGCAGCAGAGAGAAGCCCGAGGAGGGUCCUCCUGGCGGCCGGUACCGUCCCGGGGGUGCUGGGGGCGAUGAGGAGGCGGCUCAGGGCGGGGCGAGACGGCCCCCGGCAGCCCCGAAGGCAGCGGCCCUUUCCCACCCUCCCAGAUCCUCUUCUCUCGGCGAGACCUUUCGAGCAUCAGCUGAUUUUACUGGUUACAGCUCUCCCCAUCCUUCCGGCAUCGACAGGUGAUCAGAGCAUCGUGGCGGUUUUAGGUUUAUGAUGGAACUUACAUCUUUGCCUAAAUUCCUUUGGACAAGUGACAACAAACUUCUGCAUCACCAUUUUCCGGAUAUAUUGGCUACUGUUCAUACCACACAAGACAUUGCUGAAGAAGUUGUUUUUGGACCCUGCAUGCUCCAGAACACCCUGCUGGACACUGUAGCUUUUAUUGCUCUCAAGUGUUCCGAUAGAAGGAACAUUCACUAUGUAUUUAAGGUAGAUGUUACAUCUGUGCACAGUCCCACAGGUUUGCCUUGGAUGAGACUUGUACAAGCAGCUGCCAAUAGCAAUGAGCAGAACUUGGAAGCUUACUUAGAAAACAGUCAGUUAUAUUAUCGCUCUACCAGGAAAAUCAACAAAAAUGAGGAGCUGCUUGUCUGGUAUGAUGAGGAGCUUUCCAGCCUCUUGGGUUUCAAUGAGAUAAAAGCUCAGAGUCCCCAGAAUGAGUUGAGAUGCCAAGAAUGUGACCGAGUCUUCAAAUGUGAGCAUUCCUAUCUCUCCCAUGUCCGCUUCCUAUGUGUCCCAGAGAAGUGCGCCCUGCUUUGGAAAAACUUCCAGAACCCAAAGACUGAAAACAGCAACUUAGAUGAGCAGACCACGAAUUUCCACAGCUUGGCAAGGGAUCUAGAGGUCAAAAUGACAGCUUGUAAAGAUGAUGCCCAUGGUGUCACAGGAGAAAGGAGAGCAAAAUCUGAAGAGGCUGAGAACAGGAGCAGGAAAACAGUGUUGUUAGAGAAAACCAAUAACCUGAGUGAGGAACAUAACUGUGGGAGCAAGGAAGAGGUUGGGGGAGAGCAUGCAUUGGUUGGUUCUUUCUUGAAGCUUAGUUCAGGGAGGCAGUCAGCUAUGAAGGAUAGUUCAGAGCAGAAGCAGAGUGCUUUCACUGAGGUCAGAAGGAUGAAGGAGAAGAUGAGGAAUGACAGGAUGAAGGAGCCAGAAGAGGAGGAUGGCAUAGUCCUACCUGGUGAAGAGCAGGUACCAAAGGAAAUGUGGCUGAACUCAUCUGGUAGUGCAUUCUCCUUUGUGUGGCCCACCAGAACCCGAGGAGAACAGAAGAGUGCUUUCAGCAAACCCAGUAAAUGUCUGAUAGAAAGACCUGCGAUAAAUCCUUCUCAUUCCAUGAGUGAGUCACCAAAGAGCUUGGGAGAGCUGUCUGGCUUCAUUGCCACCACAGACAUCAUGUGCUGCAGCACCCUUCUCAAUUCCAAGUUCUUUGUCAGCGAUUUGUGUAAUGCCCAGAUGCUGCAGACAAGCAUCACUCAGAGCAAUGUUUUCCCAUAUACCUCAGAACCAUGGCCCAAACAAGCAGGAAGACAGUUACAAAACACAACCACCACUUCUUCCUCCUCCUCCUCUUCCUUGACUCUUCUUCCCCCCACCUUCACAUCCUUUGGAGUGGCUGCCCAGAACUGGUGUGCGAAAUGCAACCUGUCCUUUCGCAUGACAUCUGAUUUGGUCUUCCACAUGCGGUCACAUCACAAAAAAGAAUACUCCUCAACUGAGUCCCAGUGUAAGAGAAGACGAGAGGAGAAGCUAACAUGUCCCAUUUGUCAUGAGUACUUCCGAGAACGCCAUCAUUUAUCCCGACAUAUGACUUCUCAUAAUUAGAGCUGUGCAGAUAAAUCUCACCAAGGGACUGGGCAGGCUGGGUAAAGAAGGGAAGCACAGUAUGCUUGUAUCCAUUUCUUUUUGAGUUUACUUUUUACUUUUUAAAAUUCUUUUAAUUAAUAAUUUUAAUUAAAAUUUAAUUUUUUAAUUAUUUUUUAGUUUACUCUUUAAUUUCUUGCAGAAAAUCGCUGUUUACAGUAAUUUAUAAUAGAUGCUUUGCAAAAAAAGAAAAAAAGUGAAAUGUUUACAGGAGACUGAAUGGGUUGCAAGUUUUGAAAUCUCAGCCUAGCCCUUGUCAAUCUAUUUUUGAGGAAAUAAAAUAGUGAAAUCAAUGCGCAUGCCAUAUUAAUUUGCAAGGAGUUGGGGAUAAAACUAUUGUUUUGCAAAUAGUUUUCUUUCUUGGUAUUUUAUUUGCUUGUGUUGGCGCAGUACAGUAUAAAUACAGAAGUAACAACCACCACUUUGAAUGAGGACUAUUUAAGCACUUAGCAUAUCAAAGCUUAUAUGCUGAAAGAAAGAAGAUGCUGUUUCUUGCAGGUUUGGUGGACACUUGCUCCUUCAUGGUAACUGAAUCAGCUCUCUUACCAGAUUUGUGAGCCUAAGUAAAAACCUUAUAUCUCACUGUCAGCUUGGCUGGGACUUGAAGUUAUGACUCUAUCUGAUAUAUGUGAUUGUCAACAGCUGAACAAUCGACUGCCAAAGAUGUGUCUUGUAAAUCAGAAUAUCUGAGUUCUGUUCUAGGCUCUGCCACUUUUGAAAUACCUUUUAUAAAGUCAAAUAAGCAUUCUGCCCUGAUGUGUGCUUACAAGAUCUGUGUGACUUUAGCAGAUGUA